This is a messenger RNA of Haliotis rubra (blacklip abalone), 733 nucleotides long. RefSeq lists its product as uncharacterized. The transcript is spliced from 3 exons. NCBI's taxonomy places the organism in Eukaryota, Metazoa, Mollusca, Gastropoda, Lepetellida, Haliotidae. Bases 200 to 520 code for a protein of 106 amino acids. The record is from RefSeq and is a predicted model, not a curated record.
CCGUACUUGGCACCGACCACGACGCCUUCCAGUUUUCCACUAUUAAUGAAGAAUCAUUACAGUGUGCAAUUCUACGAUAGUGUCGUUGGAUUCGACGUGUUGGCCACUUCAAUCAACCCAUGGAGAUCCAGUCCUCACAGCGGGCUCAAUCCUGGGGACCUGCUGGAUGUCCAUCUAGUGCGAUGUCGACAUCAUUGUUAUGAGAACAGGCAGUUGUACAUUGAAAAGAGACAUGCUGAUUGCAACGUUUUGGCACUGCCAAAGGUCAUCAUUACAGCGGCUGAGAGAGGAAGCCAACAAGCCCAUUAACAUGAGCAGGGCGCAGUUUGCGGCGGAGAUAGAUCAAAUUGUCACAUCAAUUGAGCCAAAUGCAGAGGUAAAAGCGGAACAUAAAGCUCUAAAGUCUAAAACUAAGCCAGAGAUGGUUGACUUUUUGGACCAACAGAAAGCAAUGCUGGAUGACGAUGACGCCGGUGAGUAUAUCUUUCAUGUUUUUGCAAUUACAUACCUUUUCCAGUAAGAUCUUCCUUCGCUUGAAGGAUUUUGCACGGCUUUCCGGGUCACUUACAUAAUCAACUCGAACGGGCCCCGUGUGAUGGUUGGUAACUGUUCUGGGGGACGGUUCUUCUCCAGCCUUUCUCCACGGUGCUUUGGUCUUUUUCUCCUAUGGUUGAAUUGUCCAUGACAUAUUUCUUCAUUAGAAUUAUUGUUCAGUUUGUAAACAUUCGAUCAU